Molecule: messenger RNA, 1038 nt
Organism: Botrytis sinoallii
Lineage: Eukaryota; Fungi; Ascomycota; Leotiomycetes; Helotiales; Sclerotiniaceae
Exons: 3
Coding region: 1-1038 (345 amino acids)
Cellular component (GO): dehydrodolichyl diphosphate synthase complex; endoplasmic reticulum membrane
Molecular function (GO): ditrans,polycis-polyprenyl diphosphate synthase [(2E,6E)-farnesyl diphosphate specific] activity
Source: RefSeq, a predicted model, not a curated record
AUGACUAGCAAAUCGAAAGCUCUCGAAGCGUACCGCGAAGAUGCAAAAGGUGGUCACACGCUAUUAACAGCAGAAGAAAGACGAAAGCUUAUCGAGCCACUGCUCCCUUCCGAUCUACCCUCGCGAACUUCAUCAAUCAAAAGCCAAAGUAGAUCUAAGUCGAAGUCGAAGUCUAAAUCGUCAGCUUCAAAAUCCCGCUCUCAUCUUGGCAUUCGCAAUUUCUUUCGUUUCCAAUUGCACGGAUUAGUAUAUGCUGUUGUGCAUGCAGUGUUUUCAUUAUAUAUUAGAUUAAGGCAAGCAUAUCAUGCGGUAAAGGAUCGCAUAUUUGCGAUUCUAUUUUACCAUCACCGGACGCCAGGACUGAUACAGAAGGAUGUAAAGGGGUUAGAGAGAUUACCCGAGCAUGUCAGUGUCAUAUUAAAUUUGGAGGACGGUGCAAGAGGAGGAGCGGGAUUGGAAGCUUUAGUCGAUGAGGUAGCAGAGAUUACAGCAUGGUGUGCAUGUGUAGGAAUUCCAAUGUUGUCGGUGUACGAAAAGACUGGAAUUCUUAAAGGUUAUAUACCUGCGACGCAUCGAGCAGUAGUGAGAAAAUUGGCCUCAUAUUUUGGACCAGAUCAUCCAGCGUUGUCUAUGAGAGCUCCCCAUGUCCCAUCCAUGGAAUCCUCAUCAGCUACGUCGACGACCGAUACACUUCCUGGCUCUUUACAGCAUAUUUCGGUGCUACUUCUCUCAAACGAAGACGGCCGGGAUUCAUUGGUUGACUUGACCAAAACGCUAACAGAAAUGUCUCAACGAGGCAAAAUUGAGUCGAAUGAUAUCAGCCAAGAACUCAUUGAUGCCGAAAUUACGGAAAGCAUCAUGGGAGAGCCAAAUCUUUUGAUAUUAUUUGGACCAACGGUCGAACUGUCCGGAUACCCACCAUGGCAAUUACGCCUCACAGAAAUCUUUCACGUGCAAGAUAAUCACGGAGUUGGAUAUCAAGUUUUCUUGCAAGCGUUAUAUAAUUAUGGUAACGCACAGAUGAGGUUCGGAAGAUAG